UGAGAGAUUUUUAUGACAAUAUUUCAACACAUUUUGUCAAUUUAUUAAGGAGUAAAAUUAACUAAAAACAACGUUUUUCUCACAUAAGUAUAUUGAGAAAAACUCUACUUGUUUCGAGUCGUCAUAUGCUGCUCAUGAUGAAGACUCCCUCUGUGACUCAAAACUAGUUUUUCUCCAUAUAUUUGCAUGGUGACAAAACUGACACUGCUUGUGUUACUAGUUCAGCUGCAACAAGCGAUCAACAUCCCGCUGCGCCAGUUGAGAGAACUGAAGCCUGGCGCGGAGAUACCGAUGCUGACGCCGCAGCACAACGCGCCGCUCACAGUACCACACGUCGUCAUCCACACAGCCACCAGGGAGAAGAAGAGCCCCAACAUCAUCUCCAUACCGAUACAACAGAUUCUCGUGCCCAAGUUUCAUAUAAUUCCCCUCCACCAUGCUCCCCCACAAUCAAACGUCCACCACAGCGCCGUGCACACAGACGUCAAGCAUAUAAUCACACACGACAAUGUGAAGAUACCAAUAAUCUCCCAAACUGUGUCCCACAGCACUGCGAACAUCACACACCCGUCGUCAGCGUCAGUGAUACCGAUCCUGAUACCAAUACAUCACAACCUGGUGCCAGUGCAGGAUCUCUCCGUGAUACCCUUACAGAAGACAGUGCAUAAGGAGCAGAAGUUAGAGAGGUACACAGUCAUGGAGAAGAAAGAAGAAAAGGAGAAUGAAGAAGUGAAUAGAUUCAGGACGUUCUACGGAGGGUACGGCACCGGUCUGUUCUUCGGGGGCCAGGGAGCCGGCCACGGGUUCCACAUAUUUGGGUAGCAGUCAUUACGAGUAUUAGUCAAUUACAUUAUGUUUGUUUAUUAAAUUAUUUAUUUUAAUG
Molecule: messenger RNA, 883 nt
Organism: Spodoptera frugiperda (fall armyworm)
Lineage: Eukaryota; Metazoa; Arthropoda; Insecta; Lepidoptera; Noctuidae
Exons: 2
Coding region: 187-822 (211 amino acids)
Source: RefSeq, a predicted model, not a curated record